Molecule: messenger RNA, 912 nt
Organism: Maniola jurtina (meadow brown)
Lineage: Eukaryota; Metazoa; Arthropoda; Insecta; Lepidoptera; Nymphalidae
Exons: 2
Coding region: 31-708 (225 amino acids)
Biological process (GO): regulation of transcription by RNA polymerase II
Cellular component (GO): transcription regulator complex; nucleus
Source: RefSeq, a predicted model, not a curated record
UCGCGACUGGCGACACGACCACGUAGCCACAUGAUGCCGUUACCCUUCAACAAGACUCUCGACCUGACUCUGAUGAAGCUGGUCAAAGAGAACCCCAUCAUUUACAACUGCAAGCACCCCAAGUACCUGGACUUUGACACCAGGGAGGUGGUCUGGCAGAAGAUCGGCGAUAUUUUGAACCGUCCUCCUCAAGUCGCAAAGCAAAGGUGGAUAAACAUCCGAGACAUGAUGCGGCGGAAGAUCAGAGACCGUCUGCGGAACCCGAGCCACCGCAGUUACAACUACAAAUACGAGGAAGAGAUGUCCUUCAUGCUGCCUUACUUCAAGGAAACCACUUCGAACCCUAACGACGAAUACAGCGACUUCUUUGACGACCCCGCCUGCGAGGUCGACUUACCCACGGAAUUUAACGAACAAACCAGUUUCAACCGGUCAGAAGCUGAUCCUAGAGACGUAAAACCAAAUCUAACAUACAAAAAACGAUCAGAAGAUACCUUUAGCAAUGAAUCUAGGAACGAAUUCAGCCAAGAGUUAAAUCCUACAGAUCCGAUAGAUGUGUUUCUAAUAACUGUAGGAUCUACUUUGAGGAAGUUUAGUCCGUAUUACUUGAACCAGGCGAAGAGUAAGAUAUUCCAGGUGGUACAGGAUUAUGAAUUGCAACAGAUCGUUGAUAAGGACCAGCCUAGCAGCAGUGAUAACAACAGAUAGUUUAUUUGGGAUACGCCAAAAGUACAAAACUUUGGACGUUUAUGGUGACGGUCUCCCUAGAGCAGAGGUUCCGAAUUUUAUUUGGCCAUGGAACCCUAAUGGAUCAUACUUUUUUAGGCGGAACUAUAGCUGGCUAUUUUUAACCUCCGACCCAAAAAGAGGGGUGUUAUAAGUUGAACGUGUGUAUCUGUGUAUCUGUCUGUG